AUGCCUGAGAGCUCAACCAAGAGGUCUCCCCAGUCGAACAAUCAGCUCCUUCCCAACCAGAAGAUGCGUACCACCUGUAACGCCUGUCAACAAGCGAAGAUAAGAUGUAGCCACACUCACCCGUGCCAAAGGUGCGAGAGCCACGGGUACCAGUGUAUCUACUCAAUCUCGCAACCGUUAGGCCGGCCAGCCAAGAAGAAGACAGCUCGGCCAGCAGCAGCGGGUGCAGGUAUACAUGUGCGCAAGGGUGGAGGGGAGGUAGUUGAUCGUUCGACUCGGGGAAAUGCAGGGAGGGCAUCAAGGCCAGUCCCAGUAGCGAGAGCGCAGAGGGCGCGCAGGGUCCAGAGUCGGCUGCCGAGUCCAAGUCCAAAAUCCGGCUCGGUUGUUAGCGAGAGAGCAGAGUCGCACAAAAGCGACUCCGGCAACGGCACUGAAGCCACACCAGCGGAACAAGACUCUCAGUGGCCGACUUUCACAGAGUGGUUCUCAGAUUUUCCAGAAAUUGAUACAGCCGGAGGUCAUACUCAGGACCAAGAGUUUUUCAGCACAAAGGAGGCCAAUACCCAUACCGAUCCAGGAUUUGCUGAUGCCAGCCUUGACAGCUCGUCUGAAAGGACCGACGGUUUCGGAUGUUUUGGGGGUCCCCGUUGUUCUGGGCCGUUCGUUAACUAUUCCACACAGUUAUAUGCUCCCCACAUUGGUUUGAUGGCCGACGAGCCUUCCAUUGGAGGAUUUGAUCCCCUACAUGUUGCUGUGCCGGUGGCCCAACAUGGGCCUUCCUUUCAGAGUGGCGCAAUUUAUCCCUUUAGCCUCGCACCGAAUGCAAUUCAAAUCUCGGGAACAGUGCAGGACCCUGCCAGGAUCAUGGAAUUGCCCUCCAAUGAUGCCUGGCAGCAGCUCCUCGAGCCUGAUCUCACUAGUUCCAGUCAAUCUCUUCUAGUGGAAGAUAUUGAUCUCGAGAAACUGCCGGAAGAUACUUCUUCCCUUCACUGCAAUUGCUAUGUCCAAGCAUUCAGUGAAGUUGUUCGAUGUGAGGACUUGAAGAGCCCGACCGGGAUAUUGCUCCGCCUUGAGAGGGUGCAGCAACAGGGGAUGGUCACCCUUCAAUGCCCGGUGUGCUAUGCCUCAAACGCCAGGGCUGAUACCCUCACUUUGUUGAUCAUGGCGAUUGAAAAAGCAGCUCGGGAAUUGAAUGUGAGGGCUAGAGUGGCCACUUUCUCGGUGCAUGGAGGUGUUCAUUCCGUCUGGGGAGCGGAAGAUCUCGACCAGAUGCGUCGUUGUCUGUCUCAUCUGUUAAUUAUCGUCCGCUUCAUCUCUCACGAUCUAGAGCGUGCCGCACCAUCCAAGUGGCACCUUUUUAUUGCCGACGAGACAGACCGGCGGCUGCAGUCGAUUAUUCGAAUUUUCGAGUGA
This is a messenger RNA of Penicillium paradoxum, 1413 nucleotides long. Its product is annotated as Zn(II)2Cys6 transcription factor domain-containing protein. The record is from RefSeq and is a predicted model, not a curated record. Lineage: Eukaryota; Fungi; Ascomycota; Eurotiomycetes; Eurotiales; Aspergillaceae. The coding region runs from base 1 to 1413 and encodes 470 amino acids. Gene Ontology annotation, molecular function: DNA-binding transcription factor activity, RNA polymerase II-specific; zinc ion binding. The transcript has 2 exons. Gene Ontology annotation, biological process: regulation of DNA-templated transcription.